GGUAAUGUUAGUAAGGGGCGUCUAUUUAUGGAUAAAUAAAACCAACGGUCAAAUGUACGUUGGGUCUUCGAUCAACCUGCGCUCUAGGAUGAAGCAGUACUUUUCUUUAGACCAUGCCCAUGGUAUCAUUGGGCGGGCCUUACGGAAAUAUGGUUUAAACGGCUUCGUUUUAGUACUCUUCUUGUUUCCUAGUGCCGCAACCUCCCUGUUGCUUGCUCUGGAGCAGAGUGUCCUUGAUGGUUGUAUAUGUGGUUAUAACAUUAACCCUACUGCAGGGUCGCCUGCUGGAGCAAAGCACACUGAUGAGGCUAAAGCCAAAAUGGCUGCUGCGAAGAAGGGGAAGACCUCACCUCGUAAAGGGAAGAGCCACUCGGACGAAGCUAAGACCAAGAUCUCUACUAGAUUCUUUGCAAAGUUAUUGGUGGUCAUGGCAGCCUUGGACUCUGGCUUCUUGUUCUUAGCGUUAUUAGCUAUUCUUGUAUCUGUUAUAUCUGCGGGGCUCUACCUUAGAGUUAUUCGAGUAUUAUUGUUCGUUGAAGGUAACCCUCUCGGGCGGUCCCGGGGCGACACGGUUGCCGCCCGGGAUCCCUCCGCAUCGCUAACCCUGGGCCCUUCAUUGCCAUUGUUAUCCCCGGCGGGCCACUCUGCUUCCGAAGUUAACCCUCUAAUUUCCAUGCUGAUUGCUACUUUGACCCUUAUUAUUAUUCUGUUCCUAGCUAAUCCUUAUGCUUCAUUAAACUCCCUGCAUCUUAUAGCUCUAUGCUAUUACUACUGGCUAGCUGUUAAGAAGCCAGAUCCAGCCAAACUUAGCCCCUACGAAUGCGGAUUCAGCGUUUCAGGUACAGCACGGCAGAAAUUUCAUGUUUCAUAUUUUCUGGUAGGCAACCACUACGCACAAGACACCGCCAGUCGUCCGGGGUGUCCAGCCAAAGCCAGAUUACUCAAGAGUAAACCGGGCAAUACCGUAUUCGAAUUGCUAAACCGGAGGUUGGCCUUCUAUGAUGCGGUAUCGAGUUGGACUCUAGAGAAAAAAGGGCCCGCCCGGGCUAGUUCCCCCGCUGCUCUGGAGCUCCGUCUCCGCCCUGGCUCCUGGUCUACCCCGUCCAGGACGGAGCAGGGGCCCGGGCUCCGUCGCAACUUCGUUGCGAAGCGAUGCCGAAAGGCAUCUAGUAGUUCCUCGCCGGAGGCCGGGUCGGGCGUCCCAGAGAUAGAGCCGAGCCCUCGGGGAGAGGAAGGGAGAUUGGCCUUGAACCAGAUUGCCCUCUGA
Messenger RNA from Acaulospora colombiana, 1267 nucleotides. The record is from the annotation of a GenBank genome assembly. NCBI's taxonomy places the organism in Eukaryota, Fungi, Glomeromycota, Glomeromycetes, Diversisporales, Acaulosporaceae.